Molecule: messenger RNA, 2847 nt
Organism: Thlaspi arvense
Lineage: Eukaryota; Viridiplantae; Streptophyta; Magnoliopsida; Brassicales; Brassicaceae
Source: the annotation of a GenBank genome assembly
CGUUUUUCCUUUGCUUGUUUCGUUUUGCUCGAUUUUGAUUUCGGUUUUUGAUUUUGGAUGCGUUUGGAAAAUUGAUGUGUUUUUCUUUUUGCCUCACUCACCUUUAGCUUGUUUUCGAGAAUGCUCAACGAAAAUAAUGUUAGUCAUCGAGGCAAAUAUUGAAUCGCGGUGCUUAAACGUGGAGGCAUACUUAGUUAUCAUAGUUUAGCCUCUAAAAUUAUCCGCUAAACCACUCGUUUUCUCAAUCAUCUUCUUUGUUUUAAUUUAUUUUUUUCUGGAUCCAGAUCUGGUUUGUUUGAGAUUGGCGAGUUUUUAAUAUAAUCAUAUGGAACCCGUGAAUCAUAUAUAAUUGUGGCAAGUCCCAAAGCUGGCUGAAAAAGAUGUGUUAUCUGAUAUGAAAUGGGUCGUUGGCUAAGUUAACAAAAGAACAGAGACUAUUGGAGUUUGGAUUUAAUUGAACAGUUGCGAUUCGGAAAUGUGUGUUGAUAUAUAAACAAAACAAGAAUUUGUAUCCUUUUUACAAUUAGCCAGGUGUUGAUGGAGUAUGUAUUUAUCAGCUCAAUGAAUCCGCAAGUCUCCGAAUUUCUUAAUAAAAAUUUUUCUUGAGAGCAUUGUUCAGCGCAUGGUUAAUGUCAAGUUCUUCUUGUCCUGGACCUCCUAAACACCAAAUUAUUGAGGGAAUAGAUUUUUAAAUUAGUAUCGAGUUCCUCAUGGCACAUGCUAGCAAUUAAUAACUUAGAAAUGAUCAAUCAGCAGAUAAAAAUUAAAAAUUGACUUGCAUCUAAUACAUCUGUAUACACUAACUUGCGUCUUUUUUUAAAAAAAAAUACUACACUGGCUUGUGUUGUAUCUGAUCCACAACAAAAGUCGAACAUAAAGCUAAAUACCACUUGAACUUUGUCAGCGAUAUUUCUUAGAUCUUAUUGAACUUUGUACUCCCAAAAAGAAUCAAUCAAUUUCAAAAAAACAAAAAAAUGACAAUUCUUUCCUCUCUCGGAAGAAGCUCUCGAUCUGCGCCACUUGCAUCUAAGCUCUUUCUCCUCGGCACUCUCAGUGGUGGGAGUUUAGUGGCGUACUCAGAUUCUAACGCAGAAGCUAACAAAAAGGAGGAGCAGAGGAAGAAGAAGAAAGUAGUUGUACUUGGCACUGGAUGGGCUGGUAUAAGCUUCCUCAAAGAUCUUGACAUAUCUUCCUACGAUGUUCAAGUUGUUUCUCCGCAGAACUACUUUGCCUUUACGCCAUUGUUGCCCAGCGUCACUUGUGGGACUGUUGAAGCUAGAAGUAUUGUUGAGUCUGUUCGAAAUAUAACAAAGAAGAAAACUGGGGAAAUUGAGUUGUGGGAAGCAGAUUGUGUUAAGAUCGAUCCUGCUAACAACAAGGUUCGAUGUCUGCCAGUUUUCAAGGAUGAUCCUGAAGCAAGCCAAGAGUUCUCUCUGGAAUAUGACUACUUGAUCGUAGCAGUGGGAGCACAAGUUAACACAUUUGGCACUCCUGGUGUUCUUGAGAACUGCCAUUUUCUCAAGGAAGUAGAGGAUGCACAGAAGAUUCGUAGAGGAGUGAUUGAUUGCUUUGAAAAGGCACUCCUUCCGGGUCUCACUGAGGAACAAAGAAGAACAAAGCUUCAUUUUGUUAUUGUGGGAGGAGGUCCUACUGGUGUUGAGUUUGCAGCUGAGCUACAUGACUUUAUCCAAGAGGAUGUCACCAAAAUAUACCCUUCAGUCAAAGAACUCGUGAAAAUCACUCUCAUUCAAUCAGGAGACCAUAUCUUGAAUUCGUUCGAUGAACGAAUCAGUUCAUUUGCUGAAGAGAAGUUCUUGCGAGAUGGUAUUGAUGUUCAGACGGGGAUGCGUGUGAUGUCCGUGUCUGACAAAGAUAUCACUGUGAAAAUCAAAUCAAGUGGGCAAGUCGUGAGUCUUCCUCAUGGAUUGAUAUUGUGGUCCACUGGAGUUGGAACUCGUCCAGUAAUCAGCGACCUCAUGGAGCAAGUUGGCCAAGGAGGCAGACGAGCCUUGGCAACCAACGAGUGGUUACAGGUGAAAGGAUGUGAGAACGUCUAUGCAGUUGGAGACUGUGCUUCCAUAGCUCAACGCAAAAUCAUGGAGGAUAUUGCAAAUAUAUUUAAGGCUGCGGAUGUGGACAACUCAGGAACCUUGACAGUGGAAGAGUUACAAGACGUGGUUGAUGAUAUCCUUGUGAGGUACCCACAGGUUGAGCUCUACCUGAAGAACAAGCAUAUGAGGAAUAUUAAAGAUCUGCUUGCAGAUUCUGAAGGAAAUGCAAAGAAAGAAGUAGACAUAGAGGAAUUCAAAUCGGCUCUUGCUGGGGUUGACUCGCAGAUGAAGAGCCUGCCUGCAACAGCUCAGGUCGCUGCGCAGCAAGGUUCUUAUCUUGCGCAAUGCUUCAACAGGAUGGAGCAUUGUAAAGAGCAUCCUGAAGGUCCUAAGCGCUUCAGAAGUGGCGGGCAUCACCAGUUUCGCCCUUUCCAGUACAAACACUUUGGACAAUUUGCUCCAUUAGGAGGGGACCAAGCAGCUGCUGAGCUACCUGGAGACUGGGUUUCAGCUGGAAGAAGCACCCAGUGGCUCUGGUACUCUGUUUAUGCCAGCAAGCAAGUUAGCUGGCGAACGAGGGCUCUGGUGGUGUCGGACUGGACAAGGAGAUACAUAUUCGGGAGAGAUUCAAGCCGUAUCUGAGCCAAAUCUGCAUUUUGUAAUGUGUUUGUUUGUUGUUUGUUUUUGGUGUAAAUCCCACAAAGCUGUGCGACUCCUUGUGAUUAUAAUAUAUAUAACCUUCUUUGUUUGUGAAUGACGACGAAGCAAAACCUUUUUAUGAGAAUCAUUUACUCAU